CAGGAAGUUGUCAACCCGUUGUCAACCAAACUUACAUGCCAAAUGUUGUUAGCUGCAGAAUGUUAAUUUUUGAUGGUGGGAAACGGUAAUUUCCUUUCUAAGGAUGAAUAGUUCUGAAGAAUCCAGCAGUACGUCAGGUAGAAGUGUUUUGACAACUGAGUUUGGUGGAGCCCACCAGAUGAACCCAACUCCAACCUAUUAUGAUGAAGAUACAGAAGUGCUGGCAGAACUUUGUCUGUCACCAGAAAAAUUGAAAGCCAUGACAAAUAAAGAAGACCUCGAUGAAGUCACCACACUGGACUUGUGUGUCGACACACAACACAAUACCCUUGGAAAUUUUGGUAGCUACUUGCCCAACCUGACACAGCUGAGAAUGAGCAACAGCCUGGUCUUUUCAGUGAGGGAUCUGGGAACGAGUCUUUCCCACCUGCAGGUCCUCUGGCUGGUGCGCUCCUGCCUGGCUGACCUGGACGGCAUCCCCUCACUCUCCUCACUCAAGGAGCUUUAUGUAGCCUACAACAACAUCUCUGACCUCAGCCAGGUCAGCAUGUUGGAAUGCCUGGAGGUGCUGGAUCUGGAGGGCAACAAUGUGGACGACCUGGUGCAGAUCCAGUACAUGGGCCUCUGCAGCCAGCUACGCACGCUCACCCUGGAGGGGAACCCUGUCUGCUCCUGCCCACGCCCAGGGGCAUCUCAGACAGAGGAGUACAGCUACCGGUCGGUGGUGCGGACUCUGGUCCCCCAGCUGCGUUACCUAGACGACGUCCCCGUGGAAGAGGAUGGGGAGGGGGAGGAGGAGGAGGAGGAGGGGGUGGUGGGAGGCCGAGCCCAGGCCCAUGAGGACUUGACCCUCCUCAAGGAAUCCAUCAAGGAGAACACCUCCAGCACCAACCUGCAGUUUAUAGAGGAGAGGGCUGCCAGUUCCUGCUCCCUCACCAGACCCGGUUCUGGAUCUCAGCGACCCGGCACAUCCCGCUGCUCCACCAGUCGACCAGGCAGUGCAAGACCCUCCUCGGGCUCCAGACCCGGCUCUGGAGAGUCCGACCCGGUCGUUCCUGAAACCACAGCUAGCGAGCUCACACAUGGAGCUGGCCGGAUCCUGUUAUGUGGAAACCCUGUUCAGGCCCUCCGAGCGCGCAGACAAAAGACCAAGCCCCAGGCUGCUGUCUUUCCUAGCAACACCUGUCUGCUACCGAGCCACGUUCCUGAACACACGUACGACACGCAUGAGGACUCUGAUGACCGAAACCGCAGUGAUGUGUUCGCGGAGCUUCGUACCUGGCGAAAAGAGCACAACAAACGGUUGCUUGCCAUUGAGAAGGAUCGGCAGCCACAGGUGAUGGCCAUACUCCAUGAUGAGGAAGACUACGAUGAAGGCAGCGAGGAUGACGAAGACGUGAGUGGUCAUAGUCUAACCAGCGAUCAUGAGGAAGAAGAGGAAGAGGAGGAGGAAACAAAAGAGAGCAGCGAGAAAACAAACUGGAGACGCUGGGGCAGCAUUGAUUCACCUGACUCAUCCUUCCGGUCGCUAUCCUCAGAUCUGUCGGAGCUGGAGGCUGUCUCCCCUGAUGACUGCUCCAGGCAGUCCCUCCCUCCGCAGCUCACGUUAACCGUGUCGCCCCCCUUACCGCCCGCCGGGCCCUCUGCUGGCCGCAAGCUGUCAGACGCCCGCGCACGGCGCCUCAAGCCCUUCCAUCAGCCCCAUCCACCACCACCAGGCACCGCCAGGCCAGAGCCACUGACUGUGCACAAGGAUCUGACAGCAGUAGCAGGGGGGAGACGCUCUGUGGGGAUGGGUAGGAGCCUUGCUGAGGAUUGCAGGCCAGCCUCCAGUCCCGUGCUCCCAGGCCACAGAGAACCAUGUUUAGGGGCUGUCGGAGGCGAUCCCCUGUCCACCAGUGAGCAUCAGCCGGUCAUACUAAACUCCAAAACCUUGGGCAGAUCCAACAUGGGUCUGAGCCCGCAGAGGCCCAGGACAGCUCGAGCCGCCUUGCAGAGACUUUCCAACCACUACCCACUGCUGCCCAGACGGCCCACUACUGAGCCCCAUUGACCCCAACAACUCACCUCACCCACCCAGCCACUCACUAUCUGUAGCCUACAGCAUUCACACGCGAACGCAUCCCCCUUCUGCAUUGACAAUGCAUCCUAAUGGAGAGGCCAGGCACAGUGGAUUCUUGCACAGCACGUUGUUGCACAGUUUAAACUCUGGGAAAAGAACACUUUUGUGUUUCUGCAGCUUCAUGGUAACAUGGUCAUUUUGUGUUUUGUUUGUUUUUACAACCGAUGAUUGUGAUUGUACAGUAAGUUAUAGCUUGUAUUAUUUUUUUUGGAAGGGACUACAUGAAAUAUAGUUUUUCAAAACAAAAAUGA
This is a messenger RNA of Engraulis encrasicolus (European anchovy), 2373 nucleotides long. It is a transcript of the gene lrrc56, whose product is annotated as leucine rich repeat containing 56. Lineage: Eukaryota; Metazoa; Chordata; Actinopteri; Clupeiformes; Engraulidae. The record is from RefSeq and is a predicted model, not a curated record. Gene Ontology annotation, molecular function: protein binding. The transcript has 13 exons. Bases 104 to 2053 code for a protein of 649 amino acids.